Talaromyces amestolkiae is the source of this 819-nucleotide messenger RNA. RefSeq lists its product as uncharacterized. Bases 1 to 819 code for a protein of 272 amino acids. NCBI's taxonomy places the organism in Eukaryota, Fungi, Ascomycota, Eurotiomycetes, Eurotiales, Trichocomaceae. The transcript is spliced from 4 exons. Gene Ontology annotation, biological process: carbohydrate metabolic process. Gene Ontology annotation, molecular function: hydrolase activity, hydrolyzing O-glycosyl compounds. The record is from RefSeq and is a predicted model, not a curated record.
AUGAGCACGCCCAAAAUCUCCAAUUUUCAGGAUGCCAAUUGGGCAAUGUUUGCACUUUUGAUGGAUAUUGUGACUGCGCUUGUCAUGAUGUCUGAUGUCAAGGAUGAGAUUGACGUUGAGUUUAGUGGUAUUGAUUUGCGGACUACGCGGCUCAUUUAUAUCUUCCAGGGAAUUGAAACAGGAAUGCUAGAAGUCAACGCCGCAAUUUUCUCGGAUAGCUUCGAGAAUCUUCACACGCACGAAAUUGACUGGGCACCGGACGUACUCACAUGCCAAAGCUUCACGAAGCCUUACUUCGAACUUUUCGACAGCUCGUUGCAUGGCGUACAGCGUACUUACCACACGGCGGAGGAAGUGACUUUUGUGCGGAUGGGAUUCAACCCCAACUGUGCGGCUAUGAGCGCGCUCUAUCACGCGGCCUGUAUACUGGCGUCCAUGGUGUUCCUUGGCAUUUAUCCCAAUUUUCUGGGUGUCGAGAGCCGUGUAUCUCAGCAUUCUGCAUCAGUGCUUUCCGCGGUCAGCUACAUCGAUGUGAAAACCGGGCAUACGGGAAGCGGUGCAUUGACUACUACUAUUUUACCACUCAGGGUGGUUAAUCGCUGGAGUACGGACCCAAUGUUGAGAAACGUCGUCCACAAAAUUCUACUAGCAUGGGGGGAUGAUAUUGGCUCCAGAAACAUGGAUGCUGUCUCCUUUGCCGCUCCAUUAUACAACAAUUUCAAAGCCGGCAUGAUGGAUCCCACUGUACAGAUCUACUAUGGUGAUAUUAUCACUCAUGUUUGCCCUUUUCAACUGGCUUCUAGACAAAACUUCAUUUAG